Messenger RNA from Hypoxylon fragiforme, 2058 nucleotides. RefSeq lists its product as uncharacterized. NCBI's taxonomy places the organism in Eukaryota, Fungi, Ascomycota, Sordariomycetes, Xylariales, Hypoxylaceae. The record is from RefSeq and is a predicted model, not a curated record. The transcript has 3 exons. Bases 1 to 2058 code for a protein of 685 amino acids.
AUGUCGGGACUGCGUGAUACUUCCAAGGCAAAGGGCCCAAAGAAGGUAGAGAAGAAGGAUUCCGACACUUCUUUGGGUGAGACAAUGGAUCGACCAACCCAUCCUACGUAUGUCGCCUAUAACGAACUUGCCGAAAAUAGUGCCUACACCAGUGCCAGUGGUUUCCCACCUUCCACUGGUUCAUCUAACCAGGGCUCACGUGGCCGGGGAAUGUUCCCUGGCAACGAUGCCAGCUUCCAGAUGAGCACUCAGAAUUGGCCUUUGACUAACAGCACCCACGGCGGGGCGGGUCACGCGCCUGCGGAAGGUGAUAGCCUGGACUUGUACCGUACGCUCAGCCAGCGUACCCAGGCCUUUUCGCAGGCGCUCAAUGCCCAGCCUGGCGUUCCUCCCCAGAUGGCUAAUGUCAUGUAUAGCAUUAGCCAGCUGGCCAACACCGCCUGUCAAAAGCUUCAUGCCGAACGGGAUGCUGCAGCUAAGGCUGCCGGGGAGCGCCAGACUGAGGCUGCAAUGCGUGAGAACAACCUCCAGGCUGAAGUUGGGAUACUCAGGGCUCGCGUCGAUUCCUUAGAGGAUGAGAAAAAAGCAGCUCAAGAUGCCUCGGAGGAGUUCCGCGUCAAACAUGAUGACCUAGUCAAGCGGUGGACUCGUAUGGAAGAGAAGACCACGAAGCACAUCCUAUCUCUUGAGGCCGAGAUCAAGCAGUUACAUCAACGUAAUGCUAGACUCGUUGAAGGGGUUGCAGCAGAGCCGUACGAGAGCUCAGAAAUUCAACCAGAGCUUGCCACCCCGUCGCCUCCCGCCUCGGUCCCCGUGGGACUAUCACCUCUAAGUGGAAUGGGCUCAUCUCCGGAAGUUCACACAAAAGAAAGGGGGCUGCAGCACGUAACACUUGAUCCGGAGGUGCGGGAAAGCUUAUUAGCACGACUUCACGAGCAAUACGGACCGAAGAGCGAGGGCAGCUCCGAGGACAAGUCGGAUCAUGCUACCCAUAAACCCGAUCCAGAGGCAGCUAAAAAAGAGCAGAUGAUGGCCGUGGACGGUGGAAGUACUCAGCAGACAGCCAACGCGGGCCAGCCACACUCGCUUGCCCUCGUCUUGUCUUCACGCCCCCAAACUCAUAUCGACAACACAGCUCCUGCAGGCAAGGAGUCGAAGGUGGCCCUUGGUGUGGAGAGCAGUGCCAAAGGCGAACACAACACCAGCAUGGUUCGCCACAAAAUUCACUUGGGGGCUCCGGAAGUCAGGAGUGGUAUUGAACAUAUCAUGACGGUCGCCAAGGGAUAUUGUGUGAGCUUUCACCAGAAGGAUGACGAGGGCCACAAGGUCCAGUUUGAAGCACUGAGAGAGGAGCGGCCGGAUACCUGGAACUACCUGCUCAGUCUCCUCAACGAUGAGCAUGCUGACGGACACCUAUCACAUCUCCUUGGGGUCGAAAAGUACCGACCCUUUAUCGUGAUGCGGAUUCUGCUGGAUUACCUGUACAAGAAGCUCAUCUCGCCCAACGUGUUCAGGGGGUUCAGCCCAGACAUCGACGAUAAGCUCACUUCUCUCCGAAACCAAAUGAUAGCAUUCAAUGCCAAGAAAAGUGAGACGGACCAACAAGAACGACAAAAAGUUGUCAACGAGCAUGCAAAAGUCGUUGCCUUUAUUCUGCAGCACCCCAGGAUGAAGUCAUUUCAAGAAAGCCUCACGACACACCACUCCCAGGUGUUGCAUACGAUCUUAGAGCCGAUGCAAUCCGAAUCUGUCACUCCGGAAGCUUCCAUAUCUGCUCUUCGGUUUCUCGUGUCCAUAUCCUUGGAAAUGAGCUUCAAGACCUGGUCGUCUGGGAUGACGCUACACUUUACAUUCCCAGAUGUUGGCUUCAAGUUUGCCUUGGCCACGAUGGAAGCAUGCAACGGUCCUCAGUUCGCCAGAAACCCCGAGGAGCUGCAGAAAAUGCAAGCUCGUAUCUCUUUCGUCGUAUCCCCAGUCCUAACUCUUCGUGAUGAGCGCGACCCGGCCCGGCUGGCAUGUUAUGGCAUCAAGAGGUGUAUGGUGUUAGUCAUGAGAUAA